GCGGGCCCAGGCGGGGGUCCGAGCUGGGCGGCGCGAGCCACUGGCCUGCCCAGCUGCAAGUGGUGGGGGUGCUGGGCGCUCGAGCUGCCGGGCCGGGGACGCCGGGGCUGGCUCUUGGGUGCUCUGGGCCAGGAGCCCGGGCGGUGCCGCCGCUCUCGGGGAAGGAUCUAGGAGCCCUCCGCGCUGGCGGAGUGGCCUCGGAACCGUUGCGGGCGACGCUCCGGGACUGGAGGCGGAGGCCUCGCGCAGGAGGUUGUGGGGUGGGGAGCGUCGGGUUGAAAGUGGGCCGGAGGAGGUGGACAGGGGCGUUUUCGUAAUAGCUGACAGCCCAGGAUGAACGCUUUCCCCUGCGGCCUGCAGGGGAACCUCCCAGGUUCGUCCCUGGAGCUGUGACCUUGGACAAGGCCUAGGCCUUAGUUUUCUAAUUUGUCACAGGAGGAUGGCCAUGAUGUAGCUUUGAGGACGAGGUGCCUGGCACACAGUAAGUCUGCCAAUUUGCCGCUGCUAAAAGCAGCAGGACUGACACACCCUGUCGCAGGUACCCAGUGACUUUAGGAGUCUUUUUGUGGGGAUCUUAUAAGCUUAGAUGCCAAUUUGGCUGCUGUCUUUACCUCAUCUGAGCAAUCCUUGGUUUGGCACAUUUUGAACAUGGGUUCUCCAGAAAAGACAGAGGUUUAGACCAGCAGUAAGGACCCAUAAAGUUUAGACUUUCUUUCUCUAAGGCAGUGAUUUUCAACCUUCCUAAUGCCAUGGCUCUUUAAUACAGUUCCUGUGGGUCGAGACAAGAGAACUGCUGCUCUAAGGGGUCUCCAUGCAUGGUGACACCCUGGAAAGCAGUAGUUACUUCACAUUGAGGGUUUGGAUUUCAUAGGUCAUGUUAUCUGGAUUCAGUAUUCUCUGGGUCCUGGGUCUUUGUGCCUGCCCUAAUGUUUAUUAAGUUUUCAGUCUUCUUCUAACCUCUCCCUGUUAUGCUUCAUGUAGGUCAAGGGUAGCCUCUGUGAAAAGGGUGGGUGAAGAACCAUGAUGUGGCUGCUGGACCCCUUGGUUUAUCCUACCUUCUUUAUGCUGAUGAAAGUCGGUAGGAAGGGGCCUGGGCUUUAUUUUGCUUUCGAAGAAGGGUUACUGGCCUGAAGUACCCAGGGGGGUCCUGGAGGGCAAUAACAUCUGUCAAAAGCACACACAAGCAAACAGGCUACAAAUGGUGCUAUGUAGUUCGUAUAUGGCUUGAUGCUUUGUAUUCCUAAAGAGGCCCUUCUGGAGGGGUGUGGCCUUGUCCUCUAGUCCACUCUGCCCAGCCCAGUGCUGAGCACCUAACGAGUACUUCUCUGUAACUGUCCUCUAUUAACCACCAGGCACUGUGUUGGGCUUUCCUACCACCAUUAUGUGGGAAGGGUUGUGACCACCAGGCACUGUGUUGGGCUUUUCUACCACCCUUGUGUGGGAAGGGUUGUGGUCUGGUAGUGGCCUGAGUCUUUCCUCCAUGCUGAAGGUUCCUCUCCUGCAGGUGAACACCUGCCUGGUCCAACGCCAUGCACACGCUUGUGUUCCUGAGCACUCGGCAGGUGCUCCAGUGCCAGCCAGCUGCCUGCCAGGCCCUGCCCCUACUGCCUCGUGAGCUUUUCCCCCUGCUGUUCAAGGUGGCUUUCAUGGAGAAGAAGACAGUUGUACUACGUGAGCUGGUGCAUACGUGGCCCUUCCCACUGCUCAGCUUCCAGCAGCUACUGCAGGAGUGCGCCCACUGCAGCCGGGCCCUCCUGCAAGAGCGGCCCAGCACAGAGAGCAUGCAGGCAGUGAUCUUGGGGCUGACUGCCCGGCUCCAUGCCCCAGAGGCUGGGGCUGGCACGCAGCCCCUCUGCAGGAAGCACGUGCUGCGGGUGCUGGACAUGACAGGCAUCCUCGAUGAUGGCGUGGAGCAGGACCCAGGCACCAUGAGCAUGUGGGACUGCACAGCAGCUGUGGCCCGCACAUGCAUCGCCCAGCAGCAGGGUGGGGCUGUGGAGCCAGAGCUGGCCACUGUUCCUGUGGAGGUGCGUGUGGACCUGCGAGUGAACCGAGCCUCCUAUGCAUUCCUGCGGGAGGCACUCCGAAGUAGUGUAGGCAGCCCCCUGCGGCUUUGCUGCCGAGACCUGCGAGCUGAGGACCUGCCCAUGCGUAAUACAGUAGCCCUGCUGCAACUUCUGGACGCAGGAUGUCUGCGCCGUGUGGACCUGCGCUUCAAUAAUUUGGGCCUGCGAGGCCUGUCUGUGAUAAUCCCACAUGUGGCCCGCUUCCAGUACCUGGCUAGCCUGAGGCUACAUUAUGUACAUGGGGACUCUAGGCAGCCCUCUGUGGAUGGUGAGGACAACUUCCGCUACUUCCUGGCCCAGAUGGGUCGCUUCACCUGUCUGCGGGAGCUCAGCAUGGGCUCCUCUCUUCUUUCAGGGAGGCUGGACCAGCUGCUAAGCACUCUGCAGAGUCCCCUGGAGAGCCUGGAGCUGGCCUUCUGUGCUCUGCUGCCUGAGGACCUGCGUUUUCUGGCACAGAGUUCCCAUGCCGCCCACCUCAAGAAGUUGGAUCUGAGUGGCAAUGACCUGUCUGGCAGCCAGCUUGCACCCUUCCAGGGUCUGUUGCAGGCAGCAGCAGCCACACUGCUGCACCUUGAACUGACAGAAUGCCAGCUUGCUGAUACCCAGCUGUUUGCCACACUACCCAUCUUAACUCGCUGUGCCAGUCUCCGCUAUCUUGGCCUCUAUGGCAACCCACUAUCCAUGGCGGGGCUCAAGGAGCUGCUGCGGGACUCAGCAGCUCAGGCUGAACUGCGCACUGUGGUACACCCUUUCCCUGUGGAUUGCUAUGAGGGCCUGCCCUGGCCACCACCUGCCUCUGUCCUGUUGGAAGCCUCCAUCAAUGAAGAAAAGUUUGCCCGAGUAGAAGCCGAGCUGCACCAGCUGCUGCUGGCCUCAGGCCGUGCACAUGUUCUCUGGACCACAGACAUCUAUGGACGGCUGGCUGCAGACUACUUCAGCCUAUGAUUGCUAGUCUUUGGGUGAGACACAGGCCAUCAGGGGUCUCCUUGGGUAGAUAGGGCUUUUGCUGGACUGAUAAAAGCACUAGAUUCUGCUUGCCUGCCAGCUCUGCCUGGCUUCUGGGUGUACUUUGAGUUCCCCCUGCUUUUUGCACUGCCCUGCAGUUUGGUGUGGGUCCUGUCUGCAUACCAGAUGUGAGCUGAGAGAGAUGGUCUCCUUGGGUCCUUCCCAACCCUUUACUGAGAACCUACUGAUCUUGGCUUGAAGUUGGACAGGGCCUGCUGCAGGGAGGCUUAGGUCUCUAUGCACUCUGGGGCUCCUUGUGGUGUUAUGGCUGCAGUUGUGCUGCGCUUUGGGGCUGGAGGGAGUCAAGGUACUAACGUGCAGUGUGUCUGGAA
Molecule: messenger RNA, 3403 nt
Organism: Nycticebus coucang (slow loris)
Lineage: Eukaryota; Metazoa; Chordata; Mammalia; Primates; Lorisidae
Gene: LRRC14
Product: leucine rich repeat containing 14
Exons: 3
Coding region: 1530-3011 (493 amino acids)
Cellular component (GO): cytoplasm
Molecular function (GO): kinase binding
Source: RefSeq, a predicted model, not a curated record